Messenger RNA from Exophiala mesophila, 2319 nucleotides. RefSeq lists its product as uncharacterized. NCBI's taxonomy places the organism in Eukaryota, Fungi, Ascomycota, Eurotiomycetes, Chaetothyriales, Herpotrichiellaceae. The coding region runs from base 528 to 1688 and encodes 386 amino acids. The transcript has 5 exons. The record is from RefSeq and is a predicted model, not a curated record.
AAGUGGAAUCCACCAGCAGGCCGGCCGUGCUCUUGGACAUUCAAACCAUGUCGACUUCUGUUGACUUCAGCCCUGUCUGCGCUCCCUGCAGCCAGCAUUCCCCCCGACCAUAGCCCAUCGCAAGCUUCAAGUUCCAAUCCUGCUCCUGGCCUGCAGUGCCUGCGCUUCGAGCGCUUCCUAUCUUUGCCAAGUGGGGGAACAAGCCACACACUUUACAGCCGAUCCGGGUGACAGGGGUUGCUGAUUGUGGCAUUUCCACCAUCCUGGAUCAGACCUUUUGCUUCCAUGAGCGGUAGAACGAAUCCAACCCUAUACUGAAACAGAGUCCAAACUUCGUUAAGACAGCCACCCAGGGCAAGGUUCCUGUCCAUGCCUCUCACUGUACCUAGUCCUUUGUGCCAUUAUAUCCACUUGUGAUAUAUCAAGACUAUGUGCGCCAACACAGUGCCUUAACCUUACGAAAGUACAUUCGGGUCAUCAUCACGUACACCCGGAUUUUGAGCUUGUAAUUCAACGACGACCUCAACAUGGCCACCGUCAUUGCUGGCGACCGAUUCUCCAGAAUCACCCCUGACGACCAUGCCGGCUCUCUAUGGAUUGCUUCUUUGCUUUGUCUGGUCUAUUCCGUCAUCACCUUGGCCUUGAGGGGUCAUCUACGAUGGAAGAUGUAUGGGCCUGACGAUUACCUGGCCACGGUAGCAACGGCAUUACACAUAGGCGAAGUAGUUGCUAUUAUUAUUGGGCUCCAACACGGCCUAGGUCAGACUCAAACUCUCCUUCGUGAAAGCGAUAUCGUCGAUGCCAGCAAGGCUACCUUUGCAGCACAAAUCCUCUUCAUUCUAUCAGCUGCUGCUCUCAAGGCGGCAACUCUAUACCUGAUGAUGCGACUGUUCAAUCUCAGUGGCUCAAAGGUCCAAAACCAAACCCGGUCGAGAUAUCUUUAUUGGACCUCCUUGGCCCUCCUUGCGUUGAUGGCUUUGUGGGGAGUCUCGGCCAUCGUAGCAGUCUCGGUCAAUUGCUCCGUCCCUGGAUUUAUUGAAGCCGAUAAUGCUGGGUGCACCAACCAAUUCGUCCGAUGGCAAAUCAUUACAGCGCUCGAUGUUUUCACCGAGUGCAUGCUCGUCUUGUUUUCGGUCUUUAUUGUCUGGCCGGUCCAACUUUCUCUUGCGCUCAAGACACAGGUUGUGGCGGCCUUUGCCUUUCGCCUACCGGUGGCGGCGUUGUCCCUCAUCCACCUUCACUACGUGUCAGAAUACACGAAAUCGGACAAUGUUGGACUGGCUAUCGUGCCGGUGCUCGUCCUUCAACAGGUCCAACUCUGCUGGUCCCUGAUUUCGGCCACGAUCCCCAACCUCAAGUCAUUUGUCAAGAGCUUCAGCAGUGGAUUCGGAAUUCAGUUGGAUCCUUCGGCAACACGUAUCUACGGAUCGUCGAACCAAUACGGACGAAACAACGGAUACGAGCUGGGCUCUGUUCGAGGGGACCCCAGGUCCAAGUCAAGAUCUGGAAAUGCUUCUUACAAUGACAUUGAGGGACCAACUGCACUCCCACAAGACGGCGCCAAUCAUAAAAAACACCCCAACGGAAGGGAUGAAGAGUCGAUUCACAGCGGUGGGAGUCAGGAUCAUAUCAUCCGCAAAGAUGUGCAGUGGAAGAUUCACUAUGAAAAUGCCGAGGGGCAACAGUGAUACAUCUUUGGCAUCUAUAGAGACUAAACCCAGCACAUGAACGGGACAUGUAAAGUGAUUUUUGUAUUACUACGACUGGCGUUGAAAAUGGGAUGGAAUCCAAUGAUUCCCAUGGGCCAAAAGCCAGGGAUUGCUGGGUAAGGACUGUGUAAAGCUAGAAAGGUACUAACGACAUGGUAUAAAGGGAUAAGGAUUGAACCCAGGAGGAAUAGGAUUGGAAAACCCUGAUUCACAUCAGGCAACCAACGAAAACUACGACGAAUAGCCAGUUCAGUGUUAGUGGACGCCGCAUAUGAGGGCAUUGACGGACGAGAAAUUCAUUCAGACCCUACCUCAAUGGCUUUGGAAGACUCGAUGGAUGAUAGUCUACAAGUCACGUUGUGAUGUCAACGGCUUUCAGGGGCGUCAGCCUGCAAGGUACGACCUUCUCAACCUUCUAUCUCUUGUUACACAACCGAUAUCAGUGGCUUCGGAGGAUGGAAUGUAUGCAAGGCACUGCAAGAAAACAGCCACUGUAUCAUUAAGGCUUAUGGUAAGACUUUAGGCGCAUCAAGAACAUAUCUAGAGUACCCUCCAUAACACACUUACUGCGAACGAAAGCAAGGUGCUGGGAUGAUCUCCAGAAAUUGUG